Dioscorea cayenensis subsp. rotundata (Guinea yam) is the source of this 660-nucleotide messenger RNA. RefSeq lists its product as uncharacterized. The record is from RefSeq and is a predicted model, not a curated record. Bases 1 to 660 code for a protein of 219 amino acids. Lineage: Eukaryota; Viridiplantae; Streptophyta; Magnoliopsida; Dioscoreales; Dioscoreaceae. The transcript has a single exon.
AUGGAUCACCACCAGUUCUUGGUCAGACAUGAGAGCUCAUCGAGCUGCAGCCAGAACCAGACCCAGACAUCCAACCCAAUGGACUGCUUAUCCUUUCCCCCAGGAUUGAACUACAGCACCAACUCACUCUUCUGGUUCAACCAGAACUCUAGGCAAUUCAACAUCAAUCCCGACUUGAACUGUAGUAACUCCAAUAUGUAUAGUGUCAUGCCGCCCAUAACGUGUGCUGGCCCAAUGUUCUCAACUCCUGUGGAUCUAAAGUCCAUUGCUCUUGCUCCAGCCUGCACAAAUGCUCAUGGGACUGGGAAUCAAUACUGGGAGGUAUGUCAUGAUUCCAGCAACAGUAGUGCCAGCAGCGGUAUCGGAGGUGGCGGCAGCGGCAGCGGGGGGAUUGAUGGCCUGCAAAGCAAUAAUAGCUCGUUAGUGGACAGUGGCAUCUUCUCAUGGUCAGACGGAGAAUCUGAAGAACUUAAAUGGUCAGAGUACCUUCAAGGCUCAUUCCCUGUCUCUGCAGCGUUGAUCAACAACAGCAACAACAACUACAACCAAAGCCAACAGCUUUUCUCUGGAGGACAACAACAAGUUAAGGCAGAGGGCUACUUUGGGAAUGAUGGCGGCUUGGGUCCUUGGCAUCCGGGCUAUUAUGGUAAGCAUCUCUAA